CAUCUUCAUCUAAUCACAAAUCCCUAUCUCGAAGCCCACAUUUAUCAUCAGUUGGAUCUCACGUAGUCAUCCCCGCUGAAAUAACUCAACCAGAACCUUCAAAUUGGUUAACAGAUAACCAAUGGGACAAAAUUGAUAUGAGUCUAAAAUUCAUAGUGAAGGAGUAUUAUUCCAAUAAAGGAAUAGAUGGGGUUGUACAAGUUCCCGUUGACCCGGAGUUUAUAGGAGAACGCGAGGCUAUCUUCAUCACUUCGGAAGACGUUUAUCAAGCAGCCUCCAUGGAUAAUAUUGGAUCCUCAGCUAUGCUGUUUGGUAUGAGAUGCAUUUGGGAAAGCAUGCACCCAAAUUCACGACAAUUAUAUAAAUUUUUUGACACCGAACAUCUUUCUAUUGGCAAUGAUGAAAGUAAAAACUAUACGGUGGAUCUUAUAGCCAAAUGGAUGAUGACUAUGGAUAGACGAGGCCAAAUAUAUUUCAUUCCUUGGAUUGUUGAUCGACAUUGGAUGUUGGUGCUCGUGAUGAUGCGGGGGAUGACCAUAAUUUUGGACCCUUUAAAAAAUCAUAAAUCUCCACCAAUAAUUACGGAGGUUAUGGAAAAAGCAUACGCACAAUGUUUGGAAAAUGAAUACAUCGGCACAUUUACAAAAUUGGUGAGAGGUUCUUGUCCAAAACAACCUGAAAGUCAUGAAUGUGGUUAUUAUGUACUAAGAUACAUUUAUGAUCUUGUAAAUGCACCGAAUCCAGCAGAAGUUAUCAAGAAGAAAUGGUUUGACAAAAAGCAAUUCAAUGUCAAAGAUGAUCUACUACCACUACAAAGUGAUUGGUUAGCUAGAUUAAUGCCAUUUGUUUAUGAAAACUAAAUUUUUGUAUGUAUGUAAGAUUAAAGUGCUAACUUAUAUUGGUUAGAAUGAUUAAAGUCUUUAAUUCAUUACUAGCCAUUUAUUUUGUAUUAGAUAUGAAAUGUAUAUAUAAUAAUUUAACAAAUUAGUUAUACU
Molecule: messenger RNA, 995 nt
Organism: Humulus lupulus (European hop)
Lineage: Eukaryota; Viridiplantae; Streptophyta; Magnoliopsida; Rosales; Cannabaceae
Exons: 5
Coding region: 138-860 (240 amino acids)
Biological process (GO): proteolysis
Molecular function (GO): cysteine-type peptidase activity
Source: RefSeq, a predicted model, not a curated record